Molecule: messenger RNA, 1694 nt
Organism: Cajanus cajan (pigeon pea)
Lineage: Eukaryota; Viridiplantae; Streptophyta; Magnoliopsida; Fabales; Fabaceae
Product: glucan endo-1,3-beta-glucosidase 7
Biological process (GO): carbohydrate metabolic process
Molecular function (GO): hydrolase activity, hydrolyzing O-glycosyl compounds
Source: RefSeq, a predicted model, not a curated record
UUUUUUGUCGCUUUUGGUGUCCCCUUUUAUAAAAACUAAGAACGUAGCAUCCAACUGCAAUUCUCACUAAGCACAAAGCAAUGGCUUCAAUUCUUCUCUCUCUUUCUCUAUUGGCCAUCGCCCUCUCCCUCGCUGGUUCGUUCGUUGCUUCCCUCUCUUUUUCCAACUACUCACAAUCCUUCGUCGGCGUAAACUACGGCCAGGUCGCCGACAACCUCCCGCCGCCGGAAGCCACGGCCAAGCUCCUCAAGUCCACCACCGUCGGGAAACUCCGCCUGUACGGCGCCGAUCCCGCCAUCAUCAAGGCCCUCGCGAAUUCCGGCAUCGAAAUCGUGAUCGGCGCGGCCAACGGCGACAUUCCGAGCCUGGCCGCCGAUCCGAACGCGGCGACUCAGUGGGUGAACGCGAACGUGGUGCCGUACUACCCCGGCAGCAAAAUCACGCUGAUCACCGUUGGCAACGAGAUUCUGACCCUGGCAGACGAAGGCCUCGUCCCGCAGCUUGUCCCGGCGAUGCGAAAUCUCCAAAAUGCCCUGAACGCGGCCUCCCUCGGCGGCAAGAUCAGAGUCUCCACCGUCCACUCCAUGGCCGUGUUGACUCAGUCGGAUCCUCCGUCGUCCGGGUUGUUCAACCCGGCGCUCCAAGACACGCUGAAGCAGUUGCUCACUCUUCUCAAAGAUAACAAAGCGCCCUUCACCAUCAACCCGUACCCGUUCUUCGCUUACCAGAGCGACCCGCGACCCGAAACGCUCGCCUUUUGCCUCUUCCAGCCCAACUCGGGCCGGGUCGACUCGGGCAACGGGAAGCUCUACACUAACAUGUUCGAUGCCCAGGUUGAUGCUGUACAUUCUGCUUUGAGUGCUAUGGGGUUCCAGGACGUGGAGAUUGUGGUUGCUGAGACAGGAUGGCCCUCACGUGGGGACAGCAACGAAGUAGGACCUAGUGUUGAAAAUGCAAAAGCUUAUAACGGCAACCUCAUUACUCAUCUUAGAUCAUUGGUUGGAAGCCCUUUGAUGCCUGGAAAGUCUGUGGAAACUUACAUUUUCGCUCUCUAUGAUGAAAAUCUAAAACCAGGCCCGGGAUCUGAACGCGCAUUUGGACUGUUCAAAACCGAUCUUAGCAUGUCAUACGAUGUUGGCUUAGCCAAGUCUAGCCAGCAGACUCCAUCAACUAGUCCAACAGCUCCGGUUACUCCAGCACCGAACACUGCUGGAUGGUGUGUACCCAAAGCUGGAGUUUCUGAUAAUCAGUUGCAGUCCAAUAUUGACUAUGCAUGUAGCCAAGGCAUAGAUUGCAGGCCAAUUCAACCAGGAGGCGCGUGCUUUGAGCCUAACACAGUAGCAUCCCAUGCUGCAUUUGCCAUGAAUCUAUACUACCAAACUUUUGGCAGAAAUCAGUGGAACUGUGAUUUCUCUCAAACAGCAACGCUCACAUCCCAAAACCCAAGUUACAAUGCAUGCGUUUACACUGGUGGGAGCACCUGAAAGAAAGAGAAAGAGGCUUCAGAUUAAUGUCAAUUAAUAAAUUUUGUGGAUAGAAUUUAGAAUUAAAUUAUCGAAUAAGGGCGUCUACGACUAUGUUGCCCUCUUAUAGUUAUAGCCUUUCAAUUUUAGAGACAUGCCGAUUCCGGUUUGUGUAUGAUAUCCACUUUUUAGUGUGGCAAUUCACAAUUCACAAUUUACGAUUCCAAUUAA